AUGCACCAGCCCUCUUUCUUGCGGACUUGGAGGAAACGCGUCAAUGGUCGCCCGCAAACUGCCCCUGAGGGAGCACUCCCUGAAAUGCACUCCAACAACGCGACUUCUGCUCCCUCUAGUUUGCUAACUGUGUCGAAAGGAAACAAAUCAGCUUCGACUCCAAAUUUUGUCACGGUGGAGGACAAGUACACAUCGCGACGUUCACCAACUACAGCCCCUUUGCCCCACUCCCCGUCCCUAUCCGAACGACCUUUACCCCCAAUGCCUCCACAACGUCCUCCCCGACCUCCACCGCUCGAUUUAGAUGGUUUGGAUUCCUCCAGUUCGCACUCGCCCAUUUCAAGUCGACGGCGCCGCCGCCCACCCCAACUCGAAAAUACUUGGGCAAGCUUCCUAGUGGAAGACGAUCAUCUUGCACCGCGUGCUAACUUUACGCGUUACUCUAAUGCAUCGAAUCCUACCUUGUCCGCAUCGAAAUCACCCUCGCAUGCUUCUGAUUACUCCGACUCGGAUGGCUCUGCCGAUGGUACUCAUAGUAUUACGAGCAGCGACUUUCCAUUGUCCUUAUUUCCCAAACCACCUCCGCUACGGACACAUCGGCCACCGCCGCUUACUCUUCGGCCCACUCCAACUAUAGCGCCACUUCCACCAUCACCAGCAUUCAUUAAUUCCAACGAUUCGACACCAGUAGCCACGCCUACCACCCCAGUGCCGAGACAAAGACAGCUAACUUCUCCGAUCAUCAUGCUGAAAAAGCCUUCAGGUCGUCGUGCUUUACCAAUCAGUCCCCCAUCUAGUCCCCCAACAUCUCCCCUCCCUCCUUCUCCCAAUGUUGUAAAAUCACCUAUUGGCCCUCGAUUGCGUUCGGCGCAGUCUGUGCCUCAUUUGCAGCCAAUCGCCAGCACCCAUCGGAACACUUCAAGUGACAGUAUCACCCAAAGACAACCGCGACCUCCCCUACCAUUGGAUCGGGAGGUGCGGCAGUGGGGCUAUGCAAUCUAA
Molecule: messenger RNA, 1002 nt
Organism: Mycena indigotica
Lineage: Eukaryota; Fungi; Basidiomycota; Agaricomycetes; Agaricales; Mycenaceae
Exons: 2
Coding region: 1-1002 (333 amino acids)
Source: RefSeq, a predicted model, not a curated record